Messenger RNA from Closterium sp. NIES-65, 2355 nucleotides. NCBI's taxonomy places the organism in Eukaryota, Viridiplantae, Streptophyta, Zygnematophyceae, Desmidiales, Closteriaceae. The record is from the annotation of a GenBank genome assembly.
AUGGACGUGGACGUGGUCGUGGACGUGGACGUGGACGUGGACGUGGUCGUGGUCGUGGACGUGGACGUGGACGUGGACGUGGACGUGGACGUGGACGUGGACGUGGUCGUGGACAUGGACGUGGACAUGGACGUGGACGUGGACAUGGACGUGGACAUGGACGUGGACGUGGACGUAGACGUGGACGUGGACGUGGUCGUGGACAUGGACGUGGACGUGGACGUGGACGUGGACGUGGACGUGGACGUGGACGUGGAGGUGGACGUGGACGUGGACGUGGACAUGGACGUGGACGUGGACGUGGACGUGGACGUGGACGUGGACGUGGACGUAGACGUGGACGUGGACGUGGACGUGGACGUGGACGUGGACGUGGACGUGGACAUGGACGUGGACGUGGACGUGGACCUGGACGUGGACAUGGACGUGGACAUGGACGUGGACGUGGACGUGGUCGUGGACAUGGACGUGGACGUGGACGUGGACGUGGACGUGGACGUGGAGGUGGACGUGGACGUGGACGUGGACAUGGACGUGGACGUGGACGUGGACGUGGACGUGGACAUGGACGUGGACGUAGACGUGGACGUGGACGUGGACGUGGACGUGGACAUGGACGUGGUCGUGGACGUGGACCUGGACGUGGACAUGGACGUGGACAUGGACGUGGACGUGGACAUGGACGUGGACAUGGACGUGGACGUGGACGUGGACGUGGACGUGGACAUGGACGUGGACGUGGACAUGGACGUGGACGUGGACGUGGACAUGGACGUGGACGUGGAUGUGGAGGACUUGGACGUGGACAUGGACGUGGACAUGAACGUGGACGUGGACGUGGACGUGGACGUGGACAUGGUCGUGGACGUGGACGUGGACGUGGACAUGGACGUGGACGUGGACGUGGAGGUGGACCUGGACGUGGAUAUGGACGUGGACAUGGACAUGGACGUGGACAUGGACGUGGACGUGGACGUGGACGUGGACAUGGACGUGGAUGUGGACGUGGACAUGGACAUGGACGUGGACAUGGACGUGGACGUGGACAUGGACGUCGACGUGGACAUGGACGUGGACGUGGACGUGGACCUGGACAUGGACAUGGACAUGGACGUGGACGUGGACAUGGACGUGGACGUGGAGGUGGACGUGGAGGUGGACGUGGACGUGGACGUGGACAUGGACGUGGACGUGGACGUGGACGUGGACGAGGACAUGGACAUGGUCGUGGACGUGGACGUGGACAUGGACAUGGACGUGGACGUGGACGUGGACGUGGACAUGGGCGUGGACAUGGACGUGGACUUGGACGUGGACGUGGACGUGGACGUGGACGUGGACGUGGUCGUGGACGUGGUCGUGGAGGUGGACGUGGACGUGGAGGUGGACGUGGACGUGGACGUGGACGUGGACGUGGACGUGGUCGUGGACGUGGACGUGGACGUGGACGUGGACGUGGACGUGGACGUGGAUGUGGACGUGGACAUGGACGUCGACAUGGACGUGGACGUGGAGGACUUGGACGUGGACAUGGACGUGGACGUGGACGUGGACGUGGACGUGGACGUGGACGUCGACAUGGACGUGGACGUGGACAUGGACGUGGACAUGGAAAUGGACGUGGACGUGGACAUGGACGUGGACAUGGACAUGGACGUGGACGUGGACAUGGACGUGGACGUGGACGUGGACAUGGACGUGGACGUGGACGUGGACGUGGACGAGGACGUGGACGUCGACGUGGACAUGGACGUGGACAUGGACGUGGAGGUGGACAUGGAUGUGGACCUGGACGUGGACAUGGACGUGGACGUGGACAUGGACGUGGACGUGGACGUGGACGUGGACAUGGACGUGGACAUGGACGUGGACAUGGAUGUGGACGUGGACGUGGACGUGGACGUGGACGUGGAGGUGGACGUGGAGAUGGACGUGGACGUGGAGGUGGACGUGGAGGUGGAUGUGGACGUGGACAUGGUCGUGGACGUGGACGUGGACAUGGUCGUGGACGUGGACGUGGACGUGGACGUGGACCUGGACGUGGACGUGGACGUGGACGUGGACGUGGACAUGGACGUGGACGUGGACGUGGACGUGGACGUAGACGUGGACAUGGACGUGGACGUGGACGUGGACGUGGACAUGGACGUGGACAUGGACGUGGACGUGGACAUGGACGUGGACGUGGACGUGGACGUGGACAUGGACGUGGAGGUGGAGGUGGACGUGGACGUGGACGUGGACGUGGACGUAGACGUGGACGUGGACGUGGAUGUGGACGUGAACUGGACAUGGACAUGGACGUGGACAUGGACGUGGACGUGGACGUGGACGUGGACGUGGACGUGGACGUAG